AUGCGGCCUACCGGCACCCCCUACUAUGAUUACACCGAGGAUUUUAAGGACCCGGAUUCCGAGGGUGCCCGCGAACCAGAUAUGCCGCUCUCUCCUGUUCCGCGCAGAACAGGUAGUGUCACGAAGCCAACCAUCCUGCAGCAGGAUAUGCAGCUGAAAAUGCACGGUGCCAUCGAUAACCAUUCAAUACCCAGACCUUCAAACGGUGGAUACAGAUGCGGCUAUAGUCAGACAAAUAGCAGCAUCGACGAGUCGUUUGACUCGUAUCUUCAAGACGACCAGACAAUCAGCCCGCCCCGCCGAAUGUCGCUGAUAUUUCUCGGCGACUACCUGCCACAGAACGACAAUACGGCUUGA
This is a messenger RNA of Cordyceps fumosorosea ARSEF 2679, 357 nucleotides long. RefSeq lists its product as hypothetical. The record is from RefSeq and is a predicted model, not a curated record. The transcript has 2 exons. Lineage: Eukaryota; Fungi; Ascomycota; Sordariomycetes; Hypocreales; Cordycipitaceae. Bases 1 to 357 code for a protein of 118 amino acids.